This is a messenger RNA of Cuculus canorus (common cuckoo), 2061 nucleotides long. It is a transcript of the gene SH3BP5L, whose product is annotated as SH3 binding domain protein 5 like. Gene Ontology annotation, molecular function: protein kinase inhibitor activity. Bases 145 to 1302 code for a protein of 385 amino acids. Gene Ontology annotation, cellular component: cytoplasm. The record is from RefSeq and is a predicted model, not a curated record. Gene Ontology annotation, biological process: negative regulation of protein tyrosine kinase activity; intracellular signal transduction. NCBI's taxonomy places the organism in Eukaryota, Metazoa, Chordata, Aves, Cuculiformes, Cuculidae. The transcript is spliced from 6 exons.
AAAAAAAUGAAUUCCGUGCCCCCCAAAAUGAACUGAGGCCCCUUUUUUUUUGGGGGGGGGGGGUGCCUGGCACUGAAUGGCCCCCCCGUUGAGAUGCUGCCCCCCCGCUGAUCCGCCAUCGCUCGGUUUGGGGGGGAUCCCACCAUGGGGGACGCGGACGAGAGACUGCUUUGGGGGACGGACGGCGAGGACGGACGGCAGACGCCUCCCGGACAACUGGGAAUCGCCCGGGGGGGGGACGACGAGGAAGAGGUGGCUGUUUUGGGGGGGGGUUGCGAUGGCGAAGAGCCCCCGACCCCCCCAAAAGCGGUAGGAGAGGAGGAAGAGGAGGAGGAAGAAGAGUUGGACCCCAGGAUACAGGAGGAGUUGGAGCACCUCAACGAGGCCAACGAGGAGAUCAACCGUGUGGAGCUCCAGCUGGAUGAAGCUCGCACCGCCUAUCGCCGCAUCCUCUCCGAGUCGGCGCGGAAACUCAACGCUGAAGGCUCGCAGUUGGGCAACUGCAUCGAGAAAGCUCGCCCUUACUACGAAGCCCGACGUCUCGCCAAGGAGGCCCAACAGGAGACGCAGAAAGCGGCUCUUCGUUACGAACGAGCCGUUAGUAUGCACAACGCCGCCCGCGAGAUGGUUUUUGUGGCCGAGCAAGGUGUCAUGGCCGACAAGAACCGCUUGGAUCCCACCUGGCAGGAGAUGCUCAACCACGCGACUUGGAAAGUGAACGAAGCGGAAGAAGAGCGACUGCGGAGCGAACGGGAGCACCAGAGGGUCACCCAGUUGUGUCAGCAGGCAGAAGCCAAGGUCCAGGCCCUCCAGAAGUCCCUCAAGCGCGUCAUCGUGAAGAGCAAACCUUAUUUUGAGCUGAAAGCUCAGUUCAACCACAUCCUGGAGGAGCACAAAGCGAAGGUGACGGCGUUGGAGCGAUCGGUAUCUCAAGCCAAGACUCGUUAUUCCGUCGCCCUCCGGAAUUUGGAGCAAAUCAGCGAACAGAUCCACGCGAGACGUCUCCAACGCCUCAUCCUUCGCAGAGCUUCUCCGGUUGGAGCCGAAGCCCCUCCUCAAGAUGCCGUCAACGAGGUGGGGGUGACACGAGGGACCCAUUUAGGGACCGACAAUCCCCCGAGCGACACUCUUUCCGUUCUCAGCCUUCAAACCAUCGCUUCCGACCUCCAGAAGUUCGAUUCCGUUGAACACUUGGUGGGUUUGUCCGAUGCCACGAGCCUCAACAACGAUGAGUUGGAGGACCAGGAGCACCGCCGAGGUGGGCCGGGACGCUUCAAACACCACCGAAGCAUCAGCCUUUAGGGCCAAACUCCGUUGUGGCUUCUCCCAAUCCUGAGGGAACCCCAGAAGUCAACACGGGAGCGUCGCCGUUGUCUCCCGUGGUGGGAAGGAGAUGAUGGAGAAGCUCUUUGGUGGCCGCGGUGAUGCCAUCGGGCGAGAAUUCACCCUUCUGGGUUCGGUGGGAGCCGCGUCCCACGUUCCUGAGGUCACCGCUGCGCCGUCGGGCGAGCGGAGAGGUGGGCGAAGCUGCUAACGAAGCCGCUCGCUCCCAGCAGGCCUCACAUGCUCCGAGGGGAGCUCGAAGAGGGGUCACGACUCGCUCUUCUCCUCCUUUCACCCCAACCCUUCCCAAAAUUCCAUGAUUUGGGUUAAGUUUUCUGCUUUUCAAGCAAAAAUAAAAGAGGUGGCGCUGGAGGACGGGAGGUUCCUCGGCGCCCAUUUGAGCUUCCGGGGUGGGAAUUGCGGCCACGUCGGGGCUGGGAUGAGAACCGGCACGGUUCGAGGCAGCCCCGGCACCGUUCCCGGUGGGUUUUCCGGUGAGUAAAGUUGAUUUUUUUUCCCUGUUUGUGGAGUUUGGAGUUGCUCAGUUCCACCUCAAAUGGCUCUCGAUGGUCUCAACGGUUGGAAUCCUUCAACACGUUGGGAAUCGUCACCGCCUCCCGGUUGGGAUUAUCCUUCCCGAGGGGUUAAAAAACCCUCCGGAGAUUAAAUCCUUGAAAUAUAAAAACCCCCAAACCUCAAAUAUCAUCAAUCUAAAUAAAAAAUAGCUCUUAUUAGUAA